Molecule: messenger RNA, 3465 nt
Organism: Trametes versicolor FP-101664 SS1
Lineage: Eukaryota; Fungi; Basidiomycota; Agaricomycetes; Polyporales; Polyporaceae
Exons: 6
Coding region: 1-3465 (1154 amino acids)
Source: RefSeq, a predicted model, not a curated record
AUGCUUUUGCAAUGGUGUACUCUUGAACCCUCUGAGAAGGGUGGCUUGGCUGCGAUCCGCUUCUCGUCCCCAGUCCGCGUACAAUCCAUUCGCAUCUUCCCUUUGGGCGCGAAACCCUUCGCACAAUGUCCGGAUACUGUCAGCCGGACGGAACCUGAAGCCUUCUUCCUGGAUGUGUACUUCAACGCACAACCCAUUACCACCCCAGAUGCGAAGGAGAGGCCUAAACAUUCAAACGCGCUUGUUCCGACCUCUAUUGCUUAUGCGGGUGGCCAGAGAGACUUUGCCGUGGAUAUGGGCUCUGAACAUGCAACACGUCUCAUGAUAGUCAAGGGCGAGUUUGAGGCUGUUUCGCUGGCAAUAUACGGAGAAGUUGUGACGGAGGCUUUGGCGACCCCCUCUACAUACGCGCCACGACCUCUCCCUUCGAUCACUCCAGCCGGGCUACCCCCGGCUCUUGACCCUGCGAACACUCGCGACCCGACGCAGCUGGCUCGCCAGCUUUUGAAGCUGAUACCUAACGCCCCUGACUUGGAGCUUGUUAUACGUCUCAUCUUCUGCCUGAAGCCUUCUAACGAGGACUGGGACUUGCCGGACUUUCCGUAUCUACACCCCGACUUGGAUGACUUAGAUGCGGAUGCUGAAUUGGAGAAAGUCGUUAAACUAACGACGCGUCCUGUCCCGGACGACAUAUCUUCUGAGCACGUGGCCCGCUUUACCGAGAAGGUCGCACAGUGCGUCAAUCCAAAGGAUCUCAACCAGGCGUAUCACGUAGCCAGCAUUCUCUAUAACGCUGCCUCCCAACAUCCUAGCUUGGCGCAGAAGCUCCUGGACGCGAUUGAACUUGAGAAAGUCUUUGACUCGUCAACCAUCGACGACGAGACUACCAUGCUUAGGUUGUUGCACGCAGCUUCAAACGUGGACAUCGCGAGAAAACUGGGCGCUUCAUGGUUUCGCGAUCUACUCACUCCGUUCACAAGCGAACUCAACGCGGACCGAGAUAUGCGUACCAACGCCAAGCGGCUUCUUGCAAGGACACAGGGUUGGACCGUACUUGAAGACGCAUUCUCCAACACACAAGGCGAUUACAUCGCCGCAGCUGACAUGCUCAAGGACAUCGCGGUGGAAGAGCAGUCGUUCGGUAUAUGGCUCGAGUCAGCAAUCGCACAUGGGAAUGUUGCAUCAAGCCUCGCGGAGAACCCUGUGUUAUCUGUAGCCCUACCGCGACUGUUCUCGCACCGGCCAACAGACGCAUCUCCCUCCCAAGACGAGUUCGUGGCGUUUGUGAGGGCAUAUAUUGGCGUGGCCUGUGUUCUCGCGGUAUAUGCAUGGUCGGACAGCCUACCCGAUGAACGUUGCCGGGCACGGGUACUAGGCAUACUGCGUUUGUGGCAGGGAGUAGAUGGGUACCGAGAGAUCGUCAAUCACUUGCUCCUGCUGCGGCAGAUGACAUUCCGUUUGGAGUGCAUGACCGACCUCGACCUCCCCACUCAAUCCGGCAUCGACGCGGAACACAUCCUCGUAGACCUGGCCAAGACUCCUGCAGCUAUCCUCCGACCCAACUUCCUCAAAUGCAUCCUCAACAUCGGGACUGCCACGUUGUUCAUCACAGACGAAGAACGGUCCUCCAUGCGUCAGGCUGCCUUCGUUGUGGAUGACGGGUUCGGAGGUGCGGUGGAUGAGUUAAUGGGUCCAGUCGACCGUCCGCCAACGUUCGGUAGCCUGCGGACAAUCCGAGUGGCGUUGGCCAUGAUGAACCGAGAGCUGGACGAGGACGACGAGGCACACGUACUCGACGAUUUCUGGGAAGAAGCAAAGUGCAGCCUCACGACCUGUCUGAGCGACCUGCUCGCUCCUGUCGUCGAGGAGAUCAGGAACCAAUUCUCCCUGAGCCAGCGGCCACCUCCCCACAUGGGCCAAGACGUCGUCGCACAGCUGUUCUGGGCAGCCGACGACAUCCUGCGAACAUUCCUCCGACUGGUAUCCACCCAUCCCCUCCCCUCUCGCAUGCUCCGUGCGCUGGCAACCAACGUAGCGGACGUCUUCGCGUGCACGGACGCGGCCGACAUGCGUUACUCACAGUCCGGCCAACCAUCGCUCGCUGCUCAAGAGACGAGACAGUCCUGUAUUGAUCUCAUCCGUGCCCUCGGUAGCCAGCCCCCCGUCGCUUCAGGAGCAAAACCCGGUGCCCAGAUCGUUCUCCGCGACCUGCUAGAACACGGUCUUCACAGCAACGGCCUCGACCCGACACACCACCUCCUGCAAGUCUUCUGCCUCAUCGACUUCCUUCUGCCCUCCGAAGACUGCGCAGACGGUCAGCGCUCACUCUGGGUGCAGACCGUCUUCCCCACCGUCCUCAAGGAGCUGUGGACGUUCUGCCACGCGCUCGACACGGAGAACAAGGUGCACUUCAUCCGCCGACUGUCCGCGCUCGACCAGGAGGUGAUUGGGGUCGGGGAGUGGCUGCUCCUCGAGGAAGUCAAGGACGUCUCGCGUGCGGUCCAGACACUCCAGGACGGCGACCUGUCUGACCCGAAGCGGCGCAUCGUCCAGAACCAGAUCUCGCUCUUCUUCCGGUUCUUCUCAGACCUCCUCCAGAGCUCGUCGGGACGGUGGUGUGUCGAUAGCCUCGCCGCCACGGAAGAGGCGCCACACCUGCUCGCCUCGGCGCUCUAUACGAUGUUCGACCUCCACUUGGUACCCCCAUAUCUUGGCGAGGUUCUGGACACCCUGGCAGCGGGGUACGAUGUCUUCGACAACGAACUGCGCUGGGCGAUGGUCAUCGGGUUGUGGCGAUCACUGCAAACCCCCGACGUAUCCUCCAGCCGACUCGAGGGGCGUAUAGGCAGCUCCGUGAAGGUGGUCGCGACCAUCACACCAUCCUACCUGGAGCCGUUAAAACUCACCGCCGAGGUCGGAUGGCUCGUACAACGCCUGUCACAAUACUCCGACACCGUGGACGAGAACGUCGCCCAGUCCGUGGUUUCGCUCUUCGAAUGGCUCUCUCAAUCCGCAGUGUCUAUUCCGAAGAUGGCCGACCUCCAUACCAUCGCAUCCGACCAGUUUGGAACGUUCCGGGACCGCCUCAAGGACGCGCUUUCCGGCGAAUGGAAGGAACGCCUCGACGCCGCCUGCUGUCAACUCGUACCUGGAGCGGCCAACGUCGCCCCGCAAGACCCGACCGGCCUCCCCGAAAGUGCCGACCUCUCGAUCCACGACAUCGAAGAGCUCCUCCGGCAAACCAUUCCCGUGCCCUCAACGCCCCCGCGGCGGCCGCUAAACCAAGACGUGCUCGGGCUCGUGACGGUCUCGCCCGCCGCGCUCCUGCGCUCGCCCGCCGUGACGGGCCUGACGAAGACGUACCUGAACAACGACUUCCGGCAGCUGCGCCAGUCGUCCGCGCGCGCGAACACAAGCAGACUCCCGAGUAUGCAUGUGGACGUAGGUGUCGCGCUGGCCGCCUGA